This is a messenger RNA of Penaeus monodon (black tiger shrimp), 943 nucleotides long. RefSeq lists its product as uncharacterized. Bases 83 to 943 code for a protein of 286 amino acids. The record is from RefSeq and is a predicted model, not a curated record. NCBI's taxonomy places the organism in Eukaryota, Metazoa, Arthropoda, Malacostraca, Decapoda, Penaeidae. The transcript is spliced from 7 exons.
UAAUAAUAAUAAUAAUAACAAACAGCGUACCGUUUCUUCGCCCGGGAUAACUCGAAGAUUUAAUGACGUUUGACAAGGAGACAUGACAAAGUACGCCAAGUGGUUCGCAGUCGUGGCUACUGUGGGGGCGGCCGCCUGUUUGACAAUGUGGAUAAGCAUGCCGACGCCAAAAAUUUUCCCGGUAUACACUCGAAUCGACCUCGAACCGCCGGUCUAUGUCGACGACGCCUCAUCAGGAGUCGAUGUCCACGCCAGAGAAGUCGACGUCAAUUCGGGAAGAUUCGACGAUUCAAGGAAAGUUGAUGGAAAUCCCGUAGAUUCGAGAAAGGUCGAUGUUAACGGGAACGGCGAUUAUGUACAGGUCGGUGUCGAUUCGGGGAAAGUCGACAUCUAUCCUAAAAGUGUCGAAAAAGUGGCCGGAAAGGACGACAAUCUUCCAGAAAAGAUUGGUAAGGACACAAGUGAAGACGAAUCAGUACUCUGCAGUCAUAAAACUCUACGGACCCCUGACGCCUUCUUCAAGUUCCUUUCCAACACUUCGUCCGAAUGCGAAAGCCUUACCCAGUUCCCCCCCGGAUACCACCCGCACCACAACCUCAGAGGCAACUGGGUAUGUACGACCCCGAAAUACCUGUCAAGGGGUGACUGUCUCAUCUAUUUCUUCACUGAUGGACUAGACACUUCGUUCGGCCUGAGAGUUCACGAACAGAUGAGUUGCAAGGUGUUCAUUUUUGAGCCGCAUGACAAGGACGAUCAGUCAAGCCGUUCUGCCGCGGUUAAAAUCUAUCAUAAAACCAUAAUGACACACCAGAAUGCUAAAGGAAAGAUAAAGAUGCAUAAGACUAGUUCCAUAUAUAGAUUGGAACCGUUCAAUGAGAGUUUCAUGUGUCAGUUAACCGGCAGCAUGCUCCAACCUAUCAGAGGAAAGGCUGGUACUAGGUAA